AGGAAAGUCAUGCGGCGCACCACCAGCUGGUUGAGCUGGAGCGCCGUGGCCACGGCUGCUCUGCUGGCGCUCCUCUCCAGCCAUUAUGCGACACUGGCCCGGCCGAUCCCGGCCGGGUCGGCUGCCGCCCCCGCGGUGGCCAUCCUUCCGGAUGGCACCACCGGGGCUGAUGCCGACGCUGACCAGCGCCUGCUGGUCAAGCUCAAGGCGGCCGCCGAUCAGGCUGCCGUGCGGGGCCCGGGCCCCAAGCCCCAAGACGAUGGGUCCUCUCGGCGCGAGCAACGAGAGUGCAACCUCGUGUGUGCCCAGAUCUGGGACCCCAUCUGCGCCAUCGACGGAAAGACCUACAACAACCAGUGCGAAUACGAACGGGCCAUCUGCAUGCAGGGGCUCUUUGCCAUGGGGGUGCAGAACCGCGGCCCCUGCGCCGGAGACCUCCACCGCAUUGGCCGGCACUUCCCGGGCGGCCGCAAGGGCGCCACGGCCGCCGCCUCGCCGAAGGCCGACCGCGAGCUGGCCAAGGCCCGUGACUGCGCCGGGAACCUGUGCGCCGAGAUCUUCGACCCGGUGUGCGCCACCAACGGCCGGCAGUACAACAACCGGUGCGAGCUGGACCGGGCCGCCUGCGCCACCGGGCUCACGGCCGACUGGCUGAAGGUGGCCCCCGGCGGGUCCUGCGAGGCGGACCCGGCCAAGCAGCUCCACGAGUGCGGCAUCCACUGCCCGGAGGAUGCCCUGCGCCAGGCCCAGGGCCCGCCCGGCAGCGGUGGCGGCCCGCUCAAGUCCGCCGUUUGCGGCACCGACGGCAUCACCUAUGAUGGGCCCUGCUCGCUGGCCCGCGCCCGGUGCUUCUACCACGAUGGCAAUGCCGUGCAGGAGGGCGCCAAUUGGCACAUCGUCGCCUCGAAGGGGGCCUGCCCGGAGGCCCCGGGCGCGCCUCGGCCCACGGCCGGCGUCCUGGCCGCCGAUGACGACCCGGUCCCGUGCGACGGCUUCUGCACGGAGAUCUACCAGCCGGUGUGCGGCUCCGACAGCCGGACCUACGGCAAUGCGUGCGAGCUGGCGCGCACGCGCUCGUGCGGCGUGUCCGCCGCCGGGUACGGCCUGUUCAUCGCCUACGACGGCGAGUGCACCCCGGAUGGCGAAUGCCCGCAGGCCUGCACCCGCGAGUAUGACCCGGUGUGCGCCUCCAACCAGGAGACCUAUGCCAAUGCCUGUGUCUUCCGGGCCAACCGCUGCGAGAGCGGCCCGAACGCCGCGCAGCUGAUCAUCCAGCAUCGCGGCCCGUGCUCCGGCAACUACCCGGUCGAUGAGACCGUCCCGGAGCCCGGCACCGGCGAGCUGGCCGGCAGCAGCAGCGACGGCAGCGACGGCAGCGCCGGCGUGCCCGGCAACUGCCCGCAAUUCUGCACCCUCCAGUGGGCCCCGGUGUGCGGGACCAAUGGCGUGACGUACGGCAAUGCGUGCGGCUUUGCCGUGGCCAAGUGCUCGGACCCGGACAUGGCCAAUGUGGAGAUCCGCCACAAUGGCGAGUGUGGGGACGGCGGCAGCGGCGGCAGCAGCACCGGCGGCAGCAGCAGCAGCAGCAGCAGCGGCUCCUCGUCCGCCGAGGCGCCGCCCGUUGUCUUCGGCAAGUCCUACUGCGACAAUGACGACGCCAGCGCCAGCGCUUCGGCCAUGUGUGCCGAGGCCUUCCCGGAUGCCGGGCCCGAUGCCAUCUGCCUGGACGAGCCGAAGCAGUGCCUGGUGGAGCCCUGCCCGCAGUUCACCUGCGUCCCGCGGAAUGUUGGCUGCGGCAUUCGCUGCGACCCGUCGCAGAUCAACCCCGUGUGCGGGUCCGACGGCCGGUGGAGCUCCAACGAGUGUCUCUUCCUUUCGCGCCUGUGUCGCAUGGAGGAUGACUCGGCGGCCGUGUCGGCCUCGUCGUCGGCCUCGUCGUCGGCCUCGUCGUCGGGGUCGGCUGCCGUGGCAAGCAUGCGCCGGGCGGCCCGCUCUGCCAGCGGGUCCUCCUCGUCGGAGGAUCACUCCGACAGCGAGGGCGACUCCGACAGCGAGGAGGAUGGCAGCGAGCCCUUCAUGGCCGUGCACCAGACUUCGCGCUCGGUGUGUGGCUGCGAUUGCGAUGGCCGCGUCAUGGACCUCUCCUGGAGCCAGAUGCUGCAGCUGGCCCAGCUGCCGGCCGACUCGCGCACGCUGGACUUCGGCGACCUGGUCAAGAUCCGCCGGGCCCUGAGCAACCCCAAUGGCGAGGGCUUCGACGAGAAUGACGACGGCACUUUCAACCGCAACGUCUCGCGCGACAUGGCCCACCGCCGCCCGGCCCGCCGCCAGCAGGAGGAGGCCACCAUGGAUGUCAUGGUCCGCGCCGACCCGGCCCUCGUGGACUACAGCGCCCUGUCGAUGCUGGGUCUGGCCGACCACAAUGGCGAUGGCCUGAUGACGGAGGACGAGUUCACCGACCUGAAGCGCUACUACCACGCCACGCAGGGGGUGCCGAUUGACCCGGCCGAGGUGGCCGCCGGUUCGGCCACCGGGGGUGCUCGCUCCGACAAGGAUCGCAUCAUGUCCCCGAGCGCCAUGGGCGGUCUGAUCGGUGUGGCGGUCAUCGCCCUCGGUGUGGCCGGUGUCGUGGGCUCGCUCAAGGUCAAGGAGCAGAUGACCUUCCGGCGGAACUGCCGUCUUCACGACCAGGAGGAGGCCGCCGCCCGGACGUCGGCCCCGGCCUCGCUCCGGUCCCUGAGCAUGGCCAGCCUGCAGGCCCUGCACGAGCUGAGCCCCACCUCCCCCGGGCGCCUGGGAUACAGCCAGAUCGAGAUGGACACCCUGGGCCCGAACGUGGAGUCCGCCGUCGCCGACGCGCCGGCCGCCGCCGGUGAUGACGCCGACGCGAGUGACACCCCGUCGGGUGCCGACUCUCGUGGUGCCUCGGCUGAGUAGAGGCGAGCAUAUUUGUCCGCGCGUGUCUCUCCCUCUCUCCUCUCUCUCUCCCCCCCCCUCUGUCCCGCUCUGUCCUGUGGCCAUGCACGCAUCGCCUCGCGGGCUCGGCGCGCCGCGCCUCUCUCCCUCGCGCGCCGCGC
This is a messenger RNA of Fonticula alba, 3077 nucleotides long. RefSeq lists its product as hypothetical. Gene Ontology annotation, molecular function: protein binding. The record is from RefSeq and is a predicted model, not a curated record. The transcript is spliced from 5 exons. The coding region runs from base 10 to 2937 and encodes 975 amino acids. NCBI's taxonomy places the organism in Eukaryota, Rotosphaerida, Fonticulaceae.